AUGCAGCGCGCGCGCCCUCCCCUCCAGCCUGUAGCCCCGCCGCCGACGAGCCCUUCCGGUAGGUUCCCCCCAGCCCUCUUCUCCCUCCUCCCCCGCGGCAUGGCCUCCGACGGCAGCAACGACGGCCGCCGCCGCAGCGACCGGUGGCUGGCCUCCGACGACGACAGCUCCUCCGGUCGCGGAUCGCGAAGCUACAGACGGCGUCGCGCGCACGCCGCCGCAGCCACCGCGCGCACCCUCGCCGGCCUCACCGCCCGAGCGGCUCGCUGCCGCGCCGGCGGCGGCGCCUCGGCGCGCGCCCGCCUCCUCUCGCCUUGGCCCCCGCUCGGAGAUCCACCGCCCGCCGAUGCGGCACCUCGCGGCGCGGACGCGGAGGGGUGGCUCCAGCCUCGGCGCGAGCACCACCAGCCGACGCCGUCCGCAGCUCCACACCGGCGCCACGCAGCGGCAGCCGCGGCGCAGCCCUCGCCGGAGCGCAGGCGGGGGCUCGUUUCCGCUGCACGGAACCGGGGCACGCCAUUCGUGAUCGCAUCAACGAAGCUGCGUUGCCGCCGCUACUCGCUCUCCGGCCAUGGCUCCCGAACCGCACGCCGGAGCGGCGCGAGUACUACCGUGCUCGCCUCCGCCUCCCACCGCUGCGGCGCGCCCCGCCCUCCAGGCUCGUACGGCACCGCCACCACCACCCCCGCCCCGCCCCCGCUGCGCCGGGAGCGCGCCAUGGUGGUUGCUCCGACGCUCGCGCCGGCCGCGGGCGCCCAGGGGCCGGACCGCGUCAUCGUGCCCUACACCUCCGAGAUGGAGGAGGCCGAGGCUGUCCCGCGCCGUGCCAUGGUCGCCACCAUCACUGGCACGCGGCCGGCGGUCACCGCUGACGCCGUCUCGCACCUGCUCUGCACGACGUUCGACCUGCACCCCGACCGGGUCUCCGGCGACCACUUCCUCAGCACCACCAGCUUCUCGCUCAACCUGCGGCCAUGGUUUAAACUCGCCCACGCCGGCUGUGACAGGCUAGAUCAACGCGUUGAGGUACGCCUCCGCGGCAUCCCUGCACAGGCUUGGCAGCUGUCCACGGGGGAGUCCUUGCUGCGUGGUAGUUGCUGGGUUGAGAGCCUGUACGCCGAGACUCGCACCCGCGCCGACAUGGCCACCUUCCGGCUAACCGCGCGUGCACGGGACCCUGACGCCAUCCGGCGCCACGCUGUGCUCGAGGUCGUGGAGAUCAUCCCCGCGCACUCCAUGUCCCAGGCGCCCACGCUUCGGACGCUCACGUACCCUAUCUCCAUUGACGUUGGCCCUGCUGCGGCCGUCGCUCCGGCCAUGCAGCGCGCAGACAACCCUGGUCGUGGCACUGGAGGUGCUGGUGACGGCCGUGCUGAUCACGACGAUGGGCGGCCCCAAGCUCGGCGGCGCGGCCGUGGAUGCAAACGCCGGCGCCCGUACAACGACUCGCCACCACCUCCUGGGCGGGCUGACGGUAUGGCCAUGGAUUCGCUGCCCUGGGCUAUCAUCCAGAGGGGUAGACGCGCCGACGGCGUGGCUUGUGACGCACUCUGGCCGCCACCGCGUGCUCCGGCCGCUGCUUCCGGCGUACGGACCAUGCAGCCUUGGCCUGGCCAAGGUGGGCCACGGCGACAAAGCAGGCGCAGCUUUUGGCGCAGGAAGGAUGCUGCACCCGACCCCACCACGGCGCACGGUCCACCGCCAGGAGCUGACCAAGUCCAGAACGCGACGAGAGUUGGGACAGAUGGCGCCCCCUCUGUGGCCACUCCCCCGACCACCACUGCAACGGACCCCACCACGGCUUCCACCCCGUCGUCGUCUACCAUCUCUGGCGCCAAUCCAGCUGCGCCCACGCCAAGCCAGGAGGCCCACCCGGUUUGUCGGAACCAGGAGACGGCGCCAACAGCUCCUUCUUUCGAAGGGAGCGAGGUCCCCACUCCCUCGCCAGUAACCGAGGAGGAUCGCUUGUCGGGCAACUCCUGUGCAACGCCACCGUCAGCAUCUGCAGCGAGCGUGGACGCUAGUGUGGACCGGUCCACGGAACUUGGGCGGGAAGAAACGGCCAUGCGACCUAGGGCUGAGCUGGCCUCGCCUGUCGCCACCCAGGCCGAUCAGGUUUCGCAAGUGGAAGAGACGCAGGCCCAGGAACCGCCAGCCCAGCACCAUGCUGCUGAUCUAGUAUCGCAAGUGGAGGAGACACAGGCCCAAGCUAUGCAGGCCCUGGACCCGCUAGCCCAGCACCACGCUGAUGGCCCACGGGAAACUAACGACGCAGCCACCACGACACCAAGCAAGUUCAAGUCUCCACCGGUGGUCAUGCGCCGUCUCCGGCAACGCGCGCGCACGCAGCAGGCGCAGCCUCAACCAUCGUCUUUUACGUUGGGAGAGUUCCUGACCGCUGCCACCAGCAGCAUGGGUGAUGCGCUGCCCACUCCUAGGAAACGCCCGCGGAGGCUUCUGGUGUUCUCUCCGAGAUGCGGCCGAUCGGCCGCCAGGUCUGCCUCGGCAACGUGA
This is a messenger RNA of Lolium perenne, 2514 nucleotides long. Lineage: Eukaryota; Viridiplantae; Streptophyta; Magnoliopsida; Poales; Poaceae. The record is from RefSeq and is a predicted model, not a curated record.